Molecule: messenger RNA, 1060 nt
Organism: Sturnus vulgaris (Common starling)
Lineage: Eukaryota; Metazoa; Chordata; Aves; Passeriformes; Sturnidae
Gene: CNTD1
Product: cyclin N-terminal domain containing 1
Biological process (GO): reciprocal meiotic recombination
Cellular component (GO): site of double-strand break
Source: RefSeq, a predicted model, not a curated record
AUGGGGUCUCAGGUGCCACUGGAACCCCGGGGCCGUGACUCAGGCCCCUUGUUCAGUGGGGUUGCUCCUGAAAUUAUCGAGGACACACUGAUCCACUUGGCCACGGAGAAUGAGCAGUACUUGAGUGAGCUGCCCGAGCAUGCUGGGUACUUCAAAGAUACACGGAUCGUGGAGUUUAUCUUCCUUUUGUCUGAAAAAUGGCGCUUGGACCAAUCCACACGGUACCAGGCAGUGGAGUUACUUGAACGGUUUAUGAUCAAGCAGGUAGAGCAGAUGUGCAAUGACAGAGGGAACGCUAAAGGUCGUGACCAAGGGCAGAGGAGCAGCUGGAGCUCUGUGAGGGAUCAGAUAACCAACACCUUUGUCCUGCGCCUCGUGUCGUGUGUUCAGCUCGCCAGCAAACUCUCUCUGCACUACAGUAGAGUGACCAGUGACACAGCUUUAAAAUUUCUGCAGUCCUUAAAAUACUCCUACACUAAACAGGAAUUGCUGGAGUCAGAGCUUGCUGUUUUAAACACUCUGCACUUCCACAUCAAUGUGUCAACUCCGUUGGCCUACGUGGAAUUGCUUCUGGAGGUUCUAGGAUACAAUGGCUGCUUGCUUCCUGCCAAACCCUUACACCAGCUGUGUGUGCAGCUGCUGGACUUCUGCUACCUGACCAGAGAGACCAUCUAUGACACUCUGCUGAAGAUCGCCAUUGAAAAUUCCACACCAAGCAAACUGCAGAUAGCCAAGUUUUUAACAGUGAAGGAAGAUUUCAUGCUCUUGGCUGUUGGAGUCAUCAGUACAGGUGUGUUCAUCCUGAGCCCUGGGCACUGGGAGCAGGUUGUGGAGCAUUUAAACUGCAUCACUGGCAUUUCUCCAGAAAGUAUCCUGGAGUUCUCCUAUGCUGUGGUGAGGCGCAUAGUUGGCAGCACCACACCCAAGCAGCACCGUGGGAACUGUGGAACCAAAUCUCCCGCGGACAGAAUUCUGCCUCAGAAAUAGAACCACCCUGUCCAUCCAGUCACUGCCUCAGCAGCAGGAACUGUCAUGCUGCUGACAACUGUGACACUGCCCA